UUGGGUUGGUAAAAAAAAAAGGUUUGGGGUUGAAAACCCCUCCCCGCCCCCUCUCCAGCUUCAGCAGUCGCAUCUGGUGCAAGGGGAUGGGAGGAAGACCAGCUCUCCCAAGGGUGAGUUUCAGGACAGAGGCGGGCCUUCCCUUCUUGUAAAGACACGUGCGAGAAGAGGCGGCGGCGGCGGCGGCAAGGGAGAAAGUACUCAUGUAAACACAUUUGGAAAAACCAAAUCCUCUUGAUGUAUGGCGGAAUCCUGUGACAGAGCAGUUUCCUUGACAACAGUCUCUGCCUCCUGGAAAUUGUUGGUAAACUUUGGCCUAAGCUUGUGGUCAAAAUUUGAGGAGGAGGAAGACUCUUCCCAUCAUGUUUGCCUGUGAGACUUUGGGUAUGACUGGUCAGACCCCGGUCUACAAUUGGGACAAGUCUGUCUACCUCUUAGAAGACAAAAUGGAGUCCAUACAGGGUUCAGGAGAGCUGGAUCUCCAUUUUAAGGUGCUGCUUGGGCAGGAGAUGUAUCCAGAGAUCACAAUUGAGGAGGAAGAGCCUGAUGAAGUAGAAGUAGAUGCUGAAGGGGAGGCAGAUGAAGAGGAAGAAGAGGAAGAGGGGGGAGAGGAGGAGGAGGAAGAAGAAGAAGAGGAGGAAGAAGAAGAGGAAGAGGGAGAAGUGGAGGAGGAGGAAGACGAGGAGGAAGAAGAGGAAGCAUGUCCACGAGGCCCUCAGCAAGUGGCAGUGGCAGCAGUUGAUGGAGAUGACUCUCUGUUUGUGGUGUGUACUGGAACAGUUGAAGAGCUGCUAGGCCUAGAGGCCACACUAACUGCUGAAUCAGUGCAGCUAGAGGCAACACAACCUCAGCGCUGGGAGGUCCAGUGGGAGGAGGUGUCCCAAACUUCACAGCCUCUCCUUCCUGAAAUUAUAGAGUCACCAUUAAUAUCUCCAGAAGCAUCCACCUCCAAUAUCACUGAGGUAGUGGAAGUUGCUGCAACAGCCACCUCCAAUAUCACUGAGGUAGUGGAAGUUGCUGACCUAGGGGUAGAACCAGAGGCUUUUCCAACCAUUUUGGAGCAACUAAUGAGUACUUCAUCCCCAUGGGGAGCAUCUUUCAUUGAAGAGAGCCACCGGGACCUUCAACGCUCACCGGCUAGUGCAGAUAGAGGGAGUAUUGGCAAAGCACGGACACCUAUAUCUGGAGGAAGCAGCUUCAGCCUGGAGACUGCCCGCCGGCGCUUCCGGCAAUUCUGUUACCAAGAUACUGAGGGUCCACGAAAGGCAUGUGGUCAGCUCUGGGAGCUUUGCAAUCAUUGGCUGAAGCCAAAGAAUCGCACAAAGGAACAGAUUCUUGACGUCCUAAUCUUGGAGCAGUUCUUGGCUGUUCUCCCUCCUGGAAUCCGAAGUAGGGUAUGGGAAUGUAGCCCGGAGACUUGCGCACGGGCAGUGGCCCUAGCAGAGGAGUUCCUAGCCAAGCAGAAUGAAGCAGAAAGACCAGAGGAGGAGGUAAGAUGGGAUUUUGACUUAUUUGAGGAGGUAGUGGUGACAUUUCCUAAUGAAGACCAAGUCCUUUCAGAUACUGAGCAUGGAGAUAUAUGCAUGGAAACUGGACAGCAGGUUGAUGGAGACAUAUGUUUGCUUGGUUCUUCUGACACUGAAGCCACCUGGGAUUCUUCUGCAGAUGAAGGAAGAGGAGGAGGAGGAGGAGGAGGUUCAGCAGGUGCCCAGACUCCCAACAGGGCAGAUCCUCAGAUGAUAUUUGGAGAAAGACUCAAUGGCGGUGUGCAGCAUUUGGCUCCGAAGAGGAUACGGAUAAGAGAGAAACGGCACCCUUGCAUUGAAUGUGGGAAGCGUUUCCGUUGCCAAUCGGAACUGGCUCUACAUCAAAAAGUCCACACCCGGCCCAAAUCCUAUCACUGCGCUGAAUGUGGGAAACAGUUUGGUCGAUCCUCACAUCUCACCAGGCAUCAGAAAACCCACAUGAGUGAGGAGUGCCACGUCUGCAUCGAAUGUGGCAAGCGAUUCCGGUGGUCCACGGAGCUAGUCAUCCACCAGAGGAUCCAUGCUGUUGAACAGCCGCACUACAACAUGGAUGCUGACACUUUGGGUCAGUGGCCCUCCGAGUUCAGUAUAAUGCAGAAUAUUUUUACAGGUGAGAAAGCUCCUCCCAAUGGCGAGAUGGUAAAACCUCACACAGUCAAGAAGCCUCACCUUUGCCCUGAAUGUGGGAAAGGGUUCCGGUGGCCCUCUGAACUCGCCGCUCAUCAGAAAACUCACAACAAGAACAAGCACUACCUCUGUCCCGAGUGUGGGAAGGGAUUCCAGUGGCCCUCAGAGCUGACAGCCCAUCAGAGCACCCACGCAGGCAACAGUUUGCCUCCCAUUGCUGAUUGUGAGAACAGCAUCAGCCAGCCACCUCAUCAUCCUCCCUACCUGGGAGCUGGCAUGACAGAGAAACGCCAUGCUUGCGGAGAAUGUGGCAAGGCAUUCCGAUGGCCAUCGGAACUUGCCACCCACCAGCGCAUCCACACAGGAGAAAAACGCUACUUCUGUACAGAGUGUGAGAAGGGGUUCAUAUGGCCUUCAGAGCUGGCCGCUCACCAGCGAACCCACACUGAGAAGCAAGCUUACCAGUGCACGGAGUGUGGGAAAAUAUUCCAUGAUCUCUAUGGUCUCACGAGACACCAGAAGACCCACCUGGGAACCAAGGUAUACCCUUGCACCGAGUGUGGAAAAACCUUCAGUCGGCAAUCCCAUCUGACUCGGCAUCGGAUCACCCACACUGGCGAGAGACCCUACCCGUGUAUUGAAUGUGGGAAACGGUUUGGCCGACAGUCGCACCUCACUCGGCAUCUUAGAAUUCACACCGGAGAAAGACCCUAUCAGUGUGGUGAGUGCGGAGUGAGGUUUAGGCGGAGACACAGCAUGAUGUACCACCAGCGGAUCCAUUUGAGAGAGUCUAGUGAAGGUCUGGACAUGAUGAACCCUCCUAACGCAGAAAGCCUCGUUGAUCCUCUCCUGAGUCCUAUCCAUGUCACAAUUUGACACGUUGGGUGGUAGAGAAGUAAUUUCAGAAGGAACACGGGAUGGGUGAGUGGGACACUUCGAUCACAACAUUUGGAAGAGAUUCUCGUGGUUAUAUUAUUUCACCAGGGUCUGUAUCACAGACAGGGUCCAAGAGGCACACGUUUCAGGAUUCCAUACAGCCUGGCAGAGAAUGCUAGCACAACAGGGCCUGCGAUUUGUGUAAACGCUGUAAAGGAUUCUGGGACAAGAUGCCUACGCUGUUCUCUUGACCAUGAAUUGCUCUGUAGUUGGGCUGAAAAACAGGGCUGCCCCCCAGAAACAGAUCUGGUAGAUUGGUGGCCAGGUUUAGCCCUGUGGUCCUAAUUUUAGAUCUGGCUCCUGCAGAGCUUCGAUAGCGGGAAAGAAACAUUUGAUAACCAGGAUGGGUCUCCCCUUGCUACUCAUAUCAGGCAGUGCAGUGUUUGUUCCCUGGAACACCUUGUGGUGGGGUAUUGGACAGAAUCUGCUUUUCUCACUUCCUUCACUUCUUUCUGUGGCACAUAUGUGGGUCAAGCUGGGAUUGUUGCGAUGAGAGAACUCUGUGGGGCCAUCAUGUUGUUCCUUGCAGGCCAGGGCACUCCUUCCUUUUACACUGUUGGUAUGUAGAAAGAAAUCAGUAAUACUUUUCCCACUCUUAUGCUGUUGCAGUGUGGAAAGCUGACCUUUCCCACUUUUUAAAAUAAUAAUAAUAUAAUAAUAAAAACCUCUUUAUGUGCAAGAGUCUGAUUUGGAAUUGAAUCCAACAACCUAUUACUUCAGUAGCAAUUCUUCAUUUCUAACAAUCCUCCCAAGGCAAAGAAAUCAGCUAAUCAAUCUAUUUUGAAAGACAACAUGGUAGGCUCUCCAAAGAUACUUUCUCUGAGAUACUUUCACUCUCCACGGCACUUCUGUUUUUCCUUUCCUCUUUUCUUGGGAAAUCUGGGUGAAAUUUCCUUCCUUCCCUGGGGGCUAAAUUACUUUAAAGAAAUAAGGCAGUGCUUGGGCCUUCAAAGCAGUGGUUUUCAACCGUGGCAAAUUUCAGAUAGGUGGACUUCAACUCCCAGAAUGUUGAUGUACUGGGUGGGGAAUUUUGGGAAUUGGGAGUCCACACAUCUGAAAUUGACCACGGUUGAGAAAGCUUGCUUCAGAGGAAAAGAAGAGCACAUUCACUUUCACUAUAUUGCUAUAGCUUUCCCUCACCUGGGACUCUGCAGAUGUCUAGAAUUGCAUUUCGUUUUAUCCUUAGCCACCACGGUCAUGCUUUUGGGGUGAUGUGAGUUAUAAUCCAACACGUAGAAAAGAUAGCAGAUGUAGAAAGGCUGAGCUAUUAUUUAUUUAUUAUUUUUGAGAGUAUUUAUCUCGUUUUUUGUUUUUUUUUUAAAUCCAAUAAGGCCAUGAAUUAAAAGAAACUACAUUGCAGAGUAGAGUAAAAUCACUACAAAAUAACAGCUGGACCAAGCUGUUGUUUCACCAUCAAAUAAUAUUAAAAUUAGAGAUAUGAUGAAAGGUUCUAUAACCUACAAUAUUUCUAAAAUGUCUUGAGGAAUGGCAAUAUCCACACGGCCGCCUCUGGAAGGCAAUCCAGAAUGAUGGGUUGGUUUUUUUCCAUAAAGGGUUUUUUUUUUUUUUUUUUAGAGUAAUGGUUCUGUGGAAAAUAUUUGGUACUUCCAACAUAGCUUCUUGGUGGAGGGAAUGUAAUCCCGCACAUAGAAAGAUAGCAGAUGUAGGAAGGCUAAACUAUUAUUUAUUAUUUUUUGAGAGUAUUUAUCGGGUUUUUUUUUUUUUAGUCCAGUAAGGCCUUGAAUUAAAACAAACUACAUUGUAGUACAGUAAAAUCGCUACAAAUAACAGCUGGACCAAACUGUUGCUUGACCAUCAAAUAAUAUCAAAAUUAUCAGAGAUAAUGAAAGGCUCUAAAACCUACAAUAUUUCUAAAAUGUCAUGAGGAAUGACAAUAUUCACACAGCCUCUUCUGGAAGGUGAUCCAGAGUGAUGGUUCUAUGGGGAAUAUAUAUAUGUGUGUGUGUGUAUUUUGUACCUCCAAUGUAGCCUCUUGAUGGAGGGAAUGAUUUGAGAUGUGAAGGCUUUGGUUGGAAAACAGAUGUUGCCUUAACCUAGUUCUGCAUUUCCGAAAUGGUUCAGUCCUAUGUUUAUUUACUUAGAAUUAUAUUCCACUCUUUCAGGGGGAUUUACUCCCUAAAACUAUUUGGACAUAAAAUUAAGAAACCAAAAUAUUUGGCCUAUAGAUAGGAACAAAGAAGAAUAUAUUUUUGUGACUCUGUUAUCAAAUGUGAACAGAGAGAGAGUUUUGAAACCGAAAUGGAAAAGGUACCUUCAGAAGAGUUAGAGGUGAAAGACCACACUUUGUGGCAGUUUUUGUUCUAAGAUCUUUUCUCUCUCUCUUUGUAUUGGCUGAUAAGGGAGAUCUCCCCACCAACUUUUUUUUUUUAUCCAUCUUGGAAAGUAUGGAAUCCCUGAAUGAACAUCCUUUUGGAAAUAACUUCAGAAUAAAGAACUUUCACAAUUAGUGCCUUGUGUGUGCGGUUUCUGAAGAGAGGACGUAACUCCAGGCUGUGGCCCUUGCAGAAAGGAACGAGAUGAUGGUUCAUAAAAGCCAAGAAUACCUUUACUCCAAGCUGUGCUUUUAUACACUGAUUCUGCAUUUUCUGUUGGCACUCAUUUGGUUUGUUGAAAGAGAAUUUGCUUUCUUGCGAGGGAUUCUCGGAUUUGAGUGAAAUUGAAAUGUGUUCCUGCAGUCAUUGACUAUAUUUAACCUAUUAAGCAUUUAACCUGGUUAUUGAAUUAACCGUAGGGGUGGGGUGGGGGGCGGCACAAUACAAUGAAUCCUAAUCCUACUAAACUGCUCUGGUUUGCAUACCAACUGAUCUAUAACUCCAAAUCCUUUUUUUAAAAAAUCCUGUUUGUUUCUAAUGAUUCUUAGAGGGUUACUUAUGCAAGAGCUUCCUUGAACUAGUACCUUGCUGAAGCCCUGCACUGAAACACCCAUAAUUUGCAGAAAAAGGGCACGCUAGGUGGAAAUUAUGAGGUAACUUAAUAUUUCUGGAGGAAAAAAAAGUCUUAAUAUAUUUAUCUCAUACAAUUCAAAAACUCUGCCAUUAGAGGGAGCUCAAGAUUUUCAAAAGAAACUGCUUCAUCUUCACAAUUUUAGGCAAUCAUACAGUAGUUUAUUAUAUUACUUUUUAAAUUAUUCCCUGCUCUUCCUUUCAACAGAGCGACUUUGACAAUAGCAGUAAGAUUUAGGGAAACUUCAAGUAAAAUGCUAGAAAUUAUGUCAUGAAACAUUCCAUUAUACUAUUAAAAUGAGGCUGGAUGCAGUUAUGGUUUAUUGAGGCAACCUGGUUCCUGGUGCUUAAAGGAGUAAAUCCCUGCAGUUUUGAUUUUCAGAAGUGAUUUUCUACUGUCUUUUUCCUAAA
Molecule: messenger RNA, 6463 nt
Organism: Thamnophis elegans (Western terrestrial garter snake)
Lineage: Eukaryota; Metazoa; Chordata; Lepidosauria; Squamata; Natricidae
Product: zinc finger protein 436-like
Exons: 5
Coding region: 363-3029 (888 amino acids)
Biological process (GO): regulation of transcription by RNA polymerase II
Molecular function (GO): DNA-binding transcription factor activity; RNA polymerase II cis-regulatory region sequence-specific DNA binding
Source: RefSeq, a predicted model, not a curated record